Molecule: messenger RNA, 1839 nt
Organism: Solanum dulcamara
Lineage: Eukaryota; Viridiplantae; Streptophyta; Magnoliopsida; Solanales; Solanaceae
Product: omega-6 fatty acid desaturase, chloroplastic
Exons: 10
Coding region: 231-1556 (441 amino acids)
Biological process (GO): lipid metabolic process
Molecular function (GO): oxidoreductase activity
Source: RefSeq, a predicted model, not a curated record
UGAAUUUUUUAACCCCAUUAGGCCAUUAUAGCGGCUUUAGCCUAAUCACUGCAACACAAACAAGUUUUUUUUUUGGUUCUUUCUCCUCCUUUCACCCUUUAUCUUCAUUAAAGAACCAAUUUUUAUUGGUUAUAGAGGUAAGGGGUGAGAAGAAAAGGGCUAAAAGACCAUAAAAACUAAGUUUUUUUUUUUUUUUUUGUGAGUUCUUGUUCUGCAAAUUUUUCUCUAUAAUGGCUUGCAGUGUUGCAGACUCUGGUUUCCUGUUCUUGGUUCCCAGGAAAAGACCAGCUCAUAGCACUAGAAUUGGGCAAAUUGCUUCUUCUGGAACAUAUUGUCUAAAGUGGGAAAGUCUGCCUCAGAGAAGCUCGAAACAGAAAGGCUGCUUAAUUUACUCGAGAAAGAAAAAUGUUGUACAAGCUGUUGCAGUUCCGAUAGCACCUUCACCCUUAGACUGUGCAGACGAAAGGAAACGAUUAAGUGAAAAAUAUGGUUUUAGACAAAUUGGAGAACCAUUACCUGAUGAAGUCACAAUGAGAGAUAUUACUGACUCACUACCAAAGAAGGUAUUCGAGAUUGAUGAUGGAAAGGCGUUGAAGUCAGUUUUGAUAUCAGUAACUUCAUACACGCUGGGGCUCUUCAUGAUUGCCAAAGCUCCAUGGUAUCUACUUCCCCUGGCCUGGGCUUGGACAGGAACAGCAGUUACAGGGUUCUUUGUAAUAGGACAUGAUUGCGCUCACAAAUCCUUUUCAAAGAACAAAUUAUUGGAAGAUAUUGUUGGAACUCUAGCCUUUUUGCCAUUGAUAUAUCCCUAUGAGCCAUGGAGGUUCAAGCAUGAUCGGCAUCACGCGAAAACAAACAUGUUGCACGAAGACACAGCUUGGCAGCCUGUUUGGAAGGAGGAGUUUGAUUCAAUCCCUGCUCUGAGGAAGGCAAUUAUACUUGGUUACGGCCCUAUUCGACCUUGGAUGUCUAUAGCUCACUGGUGGCUCUGUCAUUUCAAUUUGAAGAAGUUCAGACCAAAUGAAAUUAACAAGGUGAAGAUAAGUUUGGGUUGCGUCUUUGCUUUUAUGGCAGUUGGCUGGCCACUGAUAAUCUGGAAAACGGGGAUUAUUGGAUGGAUCAAGUUCUGGUUGAUGCCAUGGUUGGGUUAUCACUUUUGGAUGAGUACUUUUACGAUGGUUCAUCAUACAGCACCACACAUACCCUUCAAAACUUCCGAUGAGUGGAAUGCCACUCAGGCCCAGCUGAAUGGCACAGUUCACUGUGACUAUCCUAGUUGGAUUGAGGUUCUUUGUCAUGAUAUAAAUGUUCAUAUUCCCCACCACAUAUCUUCCAGAAUACCAAGUUAUAAUUUACGGGCAGCUCAUCAAUCUCUCCAAGAGAACUGGGGAAAGUACCUGAACGAGGCUUCAUGGAACUGGCGUCUAAUGAAGACCAUACUGACAGUAUGCCAUGUCUAUGAUAAGGAGCGGAAUUAUGUUGCAUUUGAUGAAGUUGUCCCCGAAGAAGCCCAGCCAAUCACAUUCCUUAAAAAAGUAAUGCCUGACUACGCUUGAUUAGCUUGCACCUCAAAAGGUCAAUUUUCACUUGCUUCUUUCUUUGGGAAGGUAUCCUUCCAAUCCUUUUGGGUCCGGUCAAGCGGUCUAGGCCCAAAUGUCAAGUUCUCACAAAUAUUGCAAGACUUGUUUUAACACAUCAAAGAGAGAAAUAUCUUCUCAAGAAGUUUCUUGGUAGUGUUAGUGUAGUAUACAAUAAUUUAAGUUUCUCGCGAUUUUGUCUUCUAUUUUUGAUAAGUACUCAUGAAUAACAUGUUGCUUAUAUAAUACCAAAGCUUCAUUA